AUGCAGCAGCCACCGGCAACCUUGAAACACCUGCACAAAGCCGCUCUCCCCGUCCUCCUACUGGCCUCCUCGGUCUCAGUUUAUGCGACUCCCAGCAUCAAUUUGCCCAUCAACGCGCAAGUCCUUCCUGUCGCCCGACCCAAUCAAGCCUACAACUUUGUCUUCUCGGACUCCACUUUCAGCUGGGCUGGAAACUCCAUCGACUAUAGUCUCACGAACGGCCCAGGAUGGCUUCAGCUGAACAGCUCAAGCAGGGUCUUCUCUGGAACACCUAGAUCUGCUGACGCUGGAUCUUUCGCCGUGGGCCUGGCCGCGACUGACGACACUGGUUCAAGCUUAAUGUCCGUGACAUUUGUAGUGUCUACUGAUCCUGGACCUGGACUGGGUACUUCAGUCGCAGAGCAGCUCCCCGCCUUUGGCCCGGUUCCCAGCCCCGACAGUCUCUCACUUGCACCCUCGACUGCACUGUCGCUCUCUUUCUCUCCAAAUACUUUUACGAAUACGAGCGCAAACACUGUAUAUUAUGCUAUAUGCGCUAACAAUACGCCUUUGCCGUCUUGGAUCAACUUCCAUCCCAGCAGUCUUACCUUCUCCGGCACAACGCCCUCAUCGACCUCUCCAUGGGAGCUUCCUCAAGUGUUCCAGAUACAGCUCAUAGCUUCAGAUGUGAUUGGAUUUACAGAAGCCGUCGCAAGCUUUCAAUUGGUUAUUCAGAGCCAUCUACUCAUUUUUGGAAACAGGUUGCAUGUCAUAAAUAUCACGAAUGGGUUGCUGGUAAACUUCACUGGUCUUCAGCAUGAUCUGACUCUGGAUGGUCAGCCGGCAAGUUCUUCUGAGCUACGCGAAGUUGUGGCAAGCACGCCACCGUGGAUGUCGUUCAAUUCUAGUACCCUGACCCUAUCCGGCACACCUCCCGAAAGUGCAACUUCGCAAAACUUCUCCGUGACUGCGAGCGAUGUUUAUGGGGAUGCUACGAGCACAAUCGUCCUAAUCCAGAACACCAACAACCAUACGAGCUCCCUUACGAGCUCCUUUGCAGGGCCUUUUGCCACAGUGAACGCCACGAUAGGAGCAGUCUUUACGUAUGAUCUCAAGCCUGAGCUCGUCUCAGAUUCCACGGCGGACGUUGCGGUAGAUCUUGGUGCGGCAUCUGUAUGGCUGAAUUUCAAUUCGAGUUCCCUGAAGCUCCAAGGCCACGUCCCCACGGACUUAAAGCCUCAGUCAAUCCAUGUCAUGGUGACUGCAACACAUGGAACGCAGAGCCAAUCCCAAAUCCUCACGAUUGACUUCCAGAAUGCAAGCGCCUCGAGUGCACGGACCACAUAUAGCCACAGCAUUUCUCCCAAAGCUACGUCUGGCUCUACAGCGAGGGGCAACCAGACCGGAAAUGCAACAAGCUCAGCCAGCAGGCCCAAAAAGCGUUGGGUUGCUGCAGCGGUCAUAGUGCCAAUAUUCGUUGGGUUAGGAUUGUUGCUUCUCUUAUGCUUCUGUCUUAAGAGAAGGCGGCAACGAAAAGCAAACAAUGGUCCGUUACUCUCGCCGAAAUGGAGGAUAUCGCGGCCGAUUCUGGAAAAGGAUACUCCGAACGCUGAGGUAGGGGCAGAGACACCAAGAGUGCUGGCCAUCAACCGAAGGAGAGCUUCUUCAAUGGCGUCCAAGGCACCAUGGUUAGACUUUCUAGGGUUUCAGACAUCAGGACAUAGCCCCCGCGGGUUAAAAUCGCAUCUGUCAAGUGGUAUUAUCGGCAGCACAGAGCACUCGACAGGGCCGGAGUCUGCGGGGUUUCCUUGCUCUGGAGGAACAAAAGAAAAAACGGUGCCAGAUGUCAGCCAUAUACCAGAGAAGCGCACAAUGCGAAAAGCCGGAAUGACAUCCUGUGGACUAAAAGCACCCACAUUGGCUGUUCAAAGGCUAUCUGUCAUAAUCGACGAAUCACCGACCAAGAGACACUCGAAACAAAAGCAACGGGGAUCGAAUCUGAGUUACGAUACUGCCAGCAUCUUUUCAAGUCAACGCCUCAGCGGGAUUGGGCAUGGACGUAACACUUUGAGUCAAGGUAGCAGCAAACUUCGUUUUAGCAGUAAGGGCGUAGGCCAUGGCAGCGGUCUUGCAAGUGGACCUCCAGGCUUUGGAAUUGUUCGGAACUCCUGGCGCAAUCUCAGUCGUAGUACCUGGGCCUCCACGGACGGUUCUUCAAAUCCGGGACUCGAACGAGAGGCCACCAUCGGGAAAUUUCCGUGGAAUACUCGGCCCCCGGCGUCGAAUCCUUUCGGCAAGGGUUCCCACUCCCAAGUCAUUCACGGAUUCCCGGAUAACGAAGGGUCUCGCAAGCCAACACUCAGGCCAGUACUGUCUCCCACACAAGGCAGUAUCAGACGAAAAUCAGGCUCUUCUUCGCGGUUUCAAUCCAAUCUCCUCAAGGCCGACCCUCUUCAGUCUUUCCACAAACACCGUCUGCAACAGCGGAGUUCACGCAAUCCACUUUUUUCUGCUGGCCCCUCAUCGUCCCGCAUAUCUUCAAUUCGCGCAUCGAAGACAGCGCCCUUACAGAUACCCUCGUCUGAGUCAGGCAGUACUGGUAAUAAUGCUGUGUCUGAACGUCCGUUCACACCUCCUAGAGAGGACCUUCAACGGUCCUAUUUCGAAUCCUCGUCCCUCGAGCCGCCAAUGCGAUCAAGCCCCUCCCGAUCCUUCAGCUCUACAGCCUCACCGCGACGCCAGAAGAGCUAUAUCAAGUACCACUUGAACGCGCGCGCCCUCUCUCCUCAAAACUUCAGCCGCCCCUCGCGAAUGAACAGCAGAGGAAGCAGCUGGGUCUCUACUAGCAGCGACUCAAAAUUCGGCAGCGCAGCUAGCGAAGCACCUCCCUUCAACGGCUUCGGCGAGGAUCUGAGAGAAGAGACAGACGAGAAUGGCAACAAGCGUUGGCUGCGCGGUCACCCUAAUCCGUUAGGCACCCACAGGUUGGAUGUUACAGACCAAGAGUUGAUUGACCGACUCAGAGUCAGUGGUCACGUCAAUGCCGCGCAACGCUUGAGCUAUCUGAUGAGAGCGCAGACGGAUGGGAAACCAGACCAUGGUGCCGAGAGCGGCGACGAGGGUGGGCAAGUCAAGAUUGGUAGUUUGAAAGGGAAGAGGUUAGGCCAGAGCGCGGGGCUGAAGCAGGGUGAUCCGGGUAACAUGAGUAUGAGGGGGGAUAUCGGGAACACGACUGCGGGGGGUGCUUUCAUAUAG
Molecule: messenger RNA, 3234 nt
Organism: Letharia lupina
Lineage: Eukaryota; Fungi; Ascomycota; Lecanoromycetes; Lecanorales; Parmeliaceae
Exons: 1
Coding region: 1-3234 (1077 amino acids)
Cellular component (GO): membrane
Molecular function (GO): calcium ion binding
Source: RefSeq, a predicted model, not a curated record